UCCAGAGUACUGAAGCUGCUGAACAAGUGGACUUGUAGACAUCAGAUAGCUGGCUAUGGUUUUGGCCAUGGCAUUUCAGGAUGCUCAGAACUUCUUCCAGCCUCUCUCUUCCUGGAUAUCUCGGGUUUAUGAAGCUCUCCAGCAAGCAGGAGAUACGCUAUCUGCUUCGCUGGUUAACUUAAGCAAACAAGACUCUAAAUUGAGUGAAAAGCUAGACCAGGACUUAGAUGAUAUUCAGAUUCAGGAAACUUACUUUGAAGAUGAAGAACAAGGCAAUGAUUGGCGUCAAGAGGAUGCAAAUCCCUUGUUUCUUGAAGUGGAUCAUUUCUCCUGUUGUAAUAGGGAUUUGCAGGACUCUGCCCAAAGUUCGAGCCCCAGACUUAGCCAACAUGCAAAGGACUCAUGUUCCAUAAUGUCCCAGUGGCCCAAUCAGACCCUUGAUGACCAAAAGCCACCACAUGUGCUUUCUUCUAUUGCUGAGGAAGAACACCACCUUGAAAAGCAAAGGACUGACCUUCAACACAGCCAGCUCUCUGGUAUUUUAGAAAAUGUUAAUGGAAAAAAGCAAGUUAACAGGUUUGGAGAUGAUGAAGAGCCAUGCCCAUCUUCUGACAGUGAUGAAGAGGUGAUCAAACAAUUUGAGAUUUCUGUGUCCCGGUCCCAGAGUUUCCAUUCAGAAGCAUCUGAAAAAGGAAAGCAGGUGGGAUUGGAACAAAAAUCAAAAUUCAGCCACCUGCUCUCUACCCACGAGGAGGAUAACACAGAAGUGUCUGCCUGUGAAGAUUUGGAUGGAGCCAGCCAGCUGAGUUAUUCUGAGAAUCUGUCCUACGGUGAAGAUGACCCUGUUUCUGCCCAUUCACAGUCCCCAUGUGAGGUGGGGAACACCAGGCACCAUGGCGCAGCUCCCCAAGAGACCAGUAUGCCUCGCAGCCUCGGUCUCCUGGAAUUGGAGACAGCCUUUAAUAACCGGGGAUUUGAAGAGUCCUAUGCUGCUGAUAGCUCUUCCAUGUGGAGUCCAGAGGAACAGGAUGGGGCCAAUUUCCAGGUGCCAGCUGGGGUCUUGGAGCCCAUCUCAAAAUGUGGUGACCUGGAUGUCAUCUUCGAAUAUAGAGCCUCCAGCCAGAAGCUCACAGUGACCAUUGUCAGAGCACAGGGCCUCCCAGAUAAGGACCGAAGUGGUGUCAACUCCUGGCAAGUUCACGUAGUGCUUCUGCCCAGUAAGAAUCAGAGGGGCAGGACAAGCAUACAGAGAGGCCCCAACCCUGUCUUCACGGAGAAGGUCACCUUCACCAAGCUGGAGCCCAGACAUGUGGCUGCCUGUGCUGCCCGCUUCCGUCUGUAUGCUGCCCGCAAGAUGACCCGUGAGAGAAUGAUGGGAGAGAAGCUAUUCCAUCUCAGGCACCUGCACCCAGAAGGGGAAAUGAAAGUGACUCUGGUUCUGGAGCCAAGAAGUAAUAUCAGCAGUGGAGAGUCUCCGCUCAGCCCAUCUGCAGUUUCUCACAGUGAUAGCGCUUCAUCCACACAGUCGCUGUCUCAUGGAGGAGCGCCAGAGCUGUUGGUGGGGCUGUCCUACAACGCCACAACGGGGCGAUUAUCCGUGGAAGUGAUCAAAGGCAGCCAUUUCCGAAACCUUGCUGUUAAUAGAGCGCCUGAUACAUACGGAAAGCUCUUUCUUCUCGAUUCUGUGGGUCAAGAGAUGUCCCGCUGUAAGACGUCCAUUCGACGUGGUCAGCCCAAUCCAGUCUACAAGGAGACCUUUGCUUUCCAGGUGGCCCUCUUUCAGCUCUCUGAUGUCACACUGAUGAUUUCCGUUUAUAACAGGCGUACUAUGAAGCGUAAAGAGAUGAUUGGUUGGAUUGCUCUGGGCCAAAACAGUAGCGGAGAAGAGGAACAAGACCAUUGGGAGGAAAUGAAGGAAACCAAAGGCCAGCAAAUCUGCAGAUGGCACACCUUGCUUGAAUCUUAGUUUUGCCAGCAGGCAUUUGCAUGUGACAUCUGCCCUGGCCACCAAUGUUUUGGCCACUGAUACCAACUCAGCACAUGCUGGUAGGCGUUUUAAAGACAGGCUUACAAAUAGGUAUUAGAGUCUACUAACCUCUGGGACAUUCUGGGCAGGAUCUUUGGGUAUCUCAAAGGUUUGAUUUGGAUUCAGAUAUUAUAAUUUAAAAAAACACAUACACGGUCAAGUGUACUUUAUGGCAAGUUAACCACAGUUGAGAACAGUGAUGAUGAGUUAUUUUGUGUUAAUAGAUCAUUGAGUCUGGGUUCAACCUGAGGAAUGAAGCAUCUCUUGCUGUCUCUGUUUGCUUGAAGAGUAACCUGAGAUCGCAAGGGAGCUGUUAAAUUUCACUAUUUGUAACCAGGUAUGUGUAUGAAUCAGAAUUUUGUUAAUAUGGUGCCAAAACCCCCCCACUACAGAAACGAAUCGGAUGCCAAGGCUCAUAAGAGAGUGUAACUGUCAUCCAGAAUCCCCUAUUUUACAUUUUUCUCUCUGUGAAGAAAACUCAUUUAUUUACUUAAAAAAUAAAUGUUAUAAACUCAUACUUAUAAAACAAAUUUGUGUUCAUUAAAUACCUUUCUUUAUCUCACUUAUAUAUUGUGGUUUCCUAUGAGAUUUGGUUAGGUGAAUCAUUUUGAAGGUAAAACAGAGUUCAAAAACACUGUUGAAAGACAUCUUGUUUCCUUUUAAUAUGUAAGAUUUCCAACUUGUAAUUUUCAAGGUUUUUAUGCUAUUUUCUCACCUAAUAAAUUCUUACAGAAUGAGAAGAAAACAAAACAAAACAAAAAACCCGUAUUUAAGUCAUGGAUUUGUUGAUUUUCUGAAUCAAGUAUUCUCCUUUAGAUUAUACUUUUUCUAUAUUCAAUGAUAUAUACACAUACAUAUAUUUUGAAUGCACACCUGCAUGCAAACCUUAUUCUUUUUUAUGCAGUUAUUUUCCCUCAUUAGAGCAUAGUAAAUUGUAUAUAAUGUGUCCUUAAUAAAUGUUGAUUUAAUUGACUCUUAGAAAUGAACAUGUUAUGAUACCUGUGAAUGAAGAAAUAUUUUCAGCUUGUGUGAAAUGACACCGAGUUUUGUUUUGUUUUUUUUUUUUGUUUGUUUGUUUGUUUUGAGCAUUUGAAGUGCCUAUAAUUGUCAUUUUCCGUGGCAUUUGCAGCAGCGUCUAUUAGUCACUACUUGCAUUCUGGGCAUGUGCCAUUCAUAACACUCAUCUUGUCCGGUGAUAAGCAUGAAAUUGUAUCUCUGACUGACUUUUACAUAUUUGUGCAGUGCAUGUUUAUUUUCCUUUGGUUAUAUGUGAGUCCUUAAUUUUAAUUACCUGAAAUUGUCAGUAAAAAAAAAAAGGGAGGGGGAGGAAUGUGUGUCCAUGUAACACCGCGCCUAAUGUUCAGCUCUUCUGAGCAAUUGCUCAGUCACUUAUUUUUAGCUUUUAUGUUUCAUUGUUGACUUAUUGCUGUCUGUGGGAAGAGUGGGAGCUAGUGAUGGAUGUAUACAGUUAGAAACACAGAACUCCUCCUCAGCUCUACAUUUGACAGAUUGUAGACGUAGGCUGUAACACUUGAAGAACAUACUUAUUCCUUACCGUGCAGUGUGUAAUGGUUAUCCUGACAAGAAGAGACUAGGGCACAGAUAAUUCUUCUGUGAUUUCAAGUACCCAUUUGUGAAAGAAGUGAUUUCAUAUGGAAGAAUCAGAAUUAGCAAAAUAAAUUAAUAUCUUAAUUUCUUUUUAGGUCAUGGGAGUUUCAUCUGUAACACUGCUCAGUUAUUGGGAAGAAGUAAUAAAACCAUGCUCCUUUGGGUUUUUACCCUACCUUUCUUUGGAAACCUCAAAGUGCUUUUCCAACAUUAUAUCCAUUAACUGCUGAGUGGUCUUUGCAGUGUGGCUGUGUCAUCGAGUAGGACUGAGUGCAAUUGACUAAGUAGUGGCACAGAGAAUUGGCUUUUCACAUCCCUCACUCUCUUUCCGCGCUUGUGUUUAAAGGGAAGUGAAGCAGCCUUGUUAUGCUUUCCUUUAUGCAGUAACAUAAAAGCAGCAUUCACUUUAAAAUUUACAUUUGAAAAAAAACCUGCAUAUAUUGUACUGACCGUCCUGGAUUUUCCCCCCUUAUAUUUUCCUGCUCUAUGUUUUGCUGCAUCCCUUGUCUUAUGGUGCCAAAUCAUCACCUAUGCUUCGUUUUCUGCUGCCUUGACCCACCCAUUUUUAGGGUUUUCUACUGGUAUGGUGAAGCUAUCCUUGUGGGUGUGAUCUCUUUUCCAAUAGCCUGCCUAUGAGGCUGUUACAGGAAUGUGCAGCGUUUUAAGGAACGAGAUGCCUGAAAAGCAUUUUUAAUUUUUGUAAUUUUACUAUGUUGAUGCUAUUCACCACGUAGGAUGCAUGUACAUCUUGAAUAUACAGAAGUCUAAAGCUGACUGUAUAAAUAUAAAAUGCUAAUGACAAGAUACAUUAAAAUAUGAGGCUGGAUUUUUUUUUUACAUUGAUUUGAAAUUCUGGUUUAGUAAGAUCUUUUGAUUUUGUACAUUUCAACUCCCUUAUUUGCCUGGCAAAGUCUAGACACAAUGCACUCAGCAUGUUUUUCUUUUCACUAGAGCCCUUACAGCUACAUUUGCCUUUUAACAGUUAUGAAAGAUAAUUAGUUGGUUCCACGGUGGAAAAAGCUCCUUUUGCCUAUUUGGUCUAGCUAAUAAUUAACAUCUCACAGAGACAUUUGAAACUGAAGAAGCACAGUAUUUGUUGCAUGAGUAGUUCCUUCCGUGAUUUUUCCUGAAAACAGUGCUUUUGACAUAAUACUACAGAGGGUAAAUGAUGCACUGGGUUUAUGGAAAUCUGCUUUAUAGUGUGUCUUCUUUCAGGGCAUUAAUUUACACUGAGUUGAGAAGUGCUGGUUUCACCAAUCACGGUGGUGGCUCUUGUGCUCCCUGCUCCCCUCUGACUAUUGUUGAAUUUGUAAAUGGGCCAUUCACCAGGCAGCCAGGCAUCUGCUCUUGCUUCUCUCUCCUUCACUGGCUCCCUGUGUGAUGCACAGCUGUUUGGGACCCUGUUUUUGCUGAUGUAGCGUAGCUGGGAGGGAGGUCUUGCCUUCCUUAACAGUAGAAGAACUUGCACUGCUGUCGGAUGGAUUACGCUUGGCAUCCACCUGUACAAAGUUCGGGAAAGAAUCCUGUGACUGCAAGGGGGGCCAAGAGAGUAUGCCACUGCGUUGUCGUUCACUUUAGGCACUGGGCCCUCUGCUCCUUCUUCAGUGACAGUAUGGACUGAGCUUGAACACUGAUGUCCUCUGUAGCGUGAGGAGCUGCAGUGAGAACCUAGCCUCUGUCUUCGCAGCAUAGGAACUUCCGCGAGAUUUUACAAAUUGUUGUCACCUCUCAGUCAGUCUCAGUGCUUUACAUCGUGGUUGUACUAGAUGGUCUUAUCUGAGAACCAAAAUGCUUUUCCUUUCAAGUAACGCAUCGUUUAGGUUGAAACUACCACCAGGUUAAGCGAAAGUUCUCCUCCAAUAGCCACUGAGUUUAUGAAACUGAUGGUUCAGCAUUGAACUGUGGGGCUCCCAAAAGCCCGGCUAUCCUGUUGCAGCAGAGAACUCAGUAUGUUAGGAUCAGAAAAGUGAUAGAAGAAGAUUUUUUGUAGAUGACAUAAAACCAAAUGGAGAUGCAUGCCUUAAUAAUAAACAGGGCCAGAAAACCCAUGCAGUGUCCCCUCUUUAAGGGAACUGUGACCAGAGCACAUUCUAUUCUAUUUGAUCCACAACAAACAAAAAUGAUAGAUAAUCCUGAAAUGGCAAAAGUAUUUUGUCUUAAAAAAAAUCAUUAAUUUGUUCCAAAAAGGAAAGUUAGGCAAAACUAUAAAAAACAAAUCAUAGAGCUUGUGUAUAGAAGAAUUAAAGAAUAAAUAUUGCUAGAUACCUUCAGCCCCCGCUAGCAUAUAUUCAAGAAGAGUAAAAUAAUAAACCAAAAGACAUUUCAGGUUAACUAGCUAUUAUUUUUUCACAACUUGUGGAAUUCCAGCAAAUCCUUAAUGAUGAGGGAAGUGAGACCCAUCCAGUUCAAUGAAGUUGGCAAAGGCUGCAGUCUUCCCCUGGCUUUGGAUGGAACUCCGUUAGCUGUAUGGCCUUAAGAAAAUUACUUACCCAGUCUGUGUCCCUGAUUCUUCAACAAAAUGGAAGUGAUACCUACCUCAUCAGGUUUUUUAAAAGACAAUAACAGCAUUGAGCCUGGCAUAUAAUAAGCAUUCAAUUUCCCCCCACCCCCAACCAUACUUAAUCAAGAAUAAAGCCUUUAAGAUUUGUUUCUCUGUCUAGUGGAAGUAAUAGCAACAUUAGAGAAAGGCUAUAAACAAUUCUCAUAUACUUUUAAAAAGGUAGACUCCUAAAGCUGGUCUAAAUUUGUAAAGAAAAAGAAGUCUUACAGGGUAAAGUAAAAAGAGAUAAGCCUGGCAUUUUGAGUCUUAAUAAGUCCCAAAUGAGGUACAAUAACCAGAUCUUUGUCUUUCACCCCCUUAGUUUGGAGGGAAUACAAAACCUUGGUGCUUGUGUGCACAUCUUGCUAAAUCAGACACAAGACUCCCUUCAACCUCAGCUCUUCUCUACAAUUCAGACCUGGACAGAGCACCAUAUACCCAUCCAAAGAGUUGGUAAGGUGACAGCUUGAGUACCUAUUUCAAUUUUGGUAUGAAAAAGGAAAAACAUGGUGUGGCAAUUUGCUGAUACUCAUUUAAAAAUGGACAGUUUUUUAGCCUAUGCUAUACAUCCAUAUUAUAUCUUCACAGGCAAAUUUUUAAAACUGACCUAAUGCAGCUAUCAAAACUCAUCUAACUGUUUAACUGAAAAGUUCUUUUCAGGACCAAUUAUUUAUCACUCUUUCCCUUAGGAGAUCACAAUGAAAGGAAUUCGUUUAGAGUUCAUACUAUCUCUUUUUUGAAGAGGGUUUUAGAGAGUGACUUGAUGUAAUAGAACGCACGUUGAGUUGCUCUCAAGUGUUCAGACCAUGAGUAAAAAGGAGAGUUUCCUGAGAAUUUAGAGGAACUUUUGUGGACAUUUGAUCUGCAGAAGUGGUCAGGAAUAAACCACCUCAAGUUUAGGGUAACCAAGUGCCAAGUACCAGUCAUGCACUACUUGCCAUUUUAAACCAAAUGUGAUUCUGGGAUGGGGAAGUAUGAGCCUACAUUCCCAACAUUGCUAGAUUGCCACAGUGCUGACUCCGGUUCUAGGAUUUCUGAUUAAGGAGAAACGGGGAAACUUGAGAAGAAUCACUUAGCUUAGGGGGUUUUGUUGGGAAUAAUUCAGCGUGUAGGGAAGUUAAAGGGGGCAGAUGGGAGUUCAAAGGCUGUAGAGUGAUUUCUAGGAAGAGUUAUCCAGAAUGUGAAGAGCUCUUACUGAGGGGACAAUGUGUUCCUUCUCUUCUUGGUCACAUGGACAGAGAGCUUCCAUUUAAAUCAAGUCACAAGAGUUUAACUUAGACAUGAGAAGGAUAUGAUGGUUGUUUUGCAUUAAUUCAAGAUGUGUUUCAUUGGAUUUUCUUGGGUGUAGCACCAGGCUAUUUGGGAUAGUACAGGACUUAAAAUCUUUUUUUUUUUUUUCCAACUUUUUGGAGUGGUGUGAUUACACAUUGAAGCAGUUGAAGCACUUAGUCAUCAUGAUAAAAACAAUGUUUAUCAACAGUUGUUCAGUUGAUCCAAUCAUGUGCCAUAAAAAGCAGAGUUCCUUGUUAUGGGUUAUUGUUGGAAGGAGGUGAGAUGUAUUUACUGAACGUAUUGGAGAGAGCGUCUAAGAAGCUGGGACCUGGAGUGGGCCUUAGUCACGCUGGAGGGGGAAUCAUCCAGGGAGAGCACAGGAUCAUCUUUGGAAGGCUUUUAAGAUAGAAAUCUCUGUGUGGAGUGUGGGUUCUGUCUAAAGGAGAACAAGAGGGCAGCCAGGAAGAUAGCCUUUUUAAAGUUCCUUCUAAGUCUAAUAUUUUGUAUGUAACCUCCAAAUAGAAUCAACAAUAACAACACUCUAGCCCUGUCCUCUUCCCCUUUGGACAUUGUUUCCACACUGAUUUUUCUCUGCAUCAUAGAAGGUCUUCUCUGGGGAGUUGCUGUUUGGGCUUUGUUUAGGUGACUUUGGAGAUGCCUGCAGGCUCUGGGUGAGUUUCCUCUCCUAUGGUGUUUUUGUUUCCCCUGGGUCUCAAAGCAGUAUCCUAGACACAGACAAUAAUCCGCUGUAUUUAUAGCCACUGUGGAAACUGUAAAACAGCUUGAGGCUUUCUAGAACAAACUCAGAAGCAGUCAUGGAGCCCUGUGGACAUUCCUAGAAUAAACCACCCCUGAAUGUUGCUACCUGCUCUCCCUUGCUUACUGAUGCUGCCUUAAGCUGUCUCCAUGGGAGUUUUUACUUCACGCCUUUGAGCAACAAUGCUACCUACCAACUCUACUUUGAGGGUGGUGAGAAGGCUGCCUGCCCAUUGGUACCGCCAUAUUUAUGCAUUAUUUUUGUGUACUUCAUUUUCCCCUCAAAGUAUCUACUUACUGUUUUUUUUAAUACAAAAUUUAUUCAUUCAAAAGAUACUGAGUAUAUUUAUCCCAGGCUCUGGACUAGGGGCUGGAGAAUGGUUUGAGUUCAAUUGUUUUAUUUCUAAAUACUCCAUUUUUUAAAGCUAGGUAAACAAUAAGAUCUUUUAUGGCCUUUAAUUUCUGUCAAAUGUAUUUCUGCAAUGACUUCUUUACUCCCUGUUGAAAAGGAGAAGAUUUAAGGAAAAUGGAGGUUAUUACUCUGCCUCUGAUUAAGAAAUAAAUGUCCUGUUUAUCAGGCUAUGCUUCCCUUCAAAAUAAAUGGAUGUGUUUUACAUCUGAGAGAGGAAAUGCAGCAUUCCAUUCCAGUGAUGAAAUAAGUUAUAGCUUGAAAUGGAAGUUGGAUAUUUAGUAUUUUUCACUUUUAUAAUUGAACAUUGAAUACCUUUUAUAAAGCUGUAAGCAGGUCAGAGCCUGGAAUGCUAGGUCUGUACAAACAAAUGUGACACGGUUCUUAGAAGCUCCAUGUUUUAAUAGCUCCAUGUUUUGCUACCUUUUACUUUUUGAAAGAGUGAACUGGAAAGAGUAGCUGCCAGAUAAAGGGGUAAGGGUAUGAAACAAAGAUCCCUCCUUACCGAUCUGGUUCUUUUGAUUAACAUUUGUCUUAGAUAUUAUACACUAAACACACUUGGGACAUCCCUAUAAAAUGGGUAAAGGUCAACAUUGGGAGUGUCCCUUCCUUGGCAGAUGAACCAGUCUCAAACAAUCUCUUAAUUUCAAUUUUAUAACAGGAGACGAAGUAGGAGUUUUUCCAGUAGAUUUAUUGCUUAUAAUUUUUAACAUCAUAGAAACUUACCUUAAAUAUUACCUAUAUAUGUCUCAAUCCAUGAUUCCAGGUCAGAAUCUUUGAUGGCCUAAAAAUUCUUACUGAAGAAAGUCUUUUAGUGUUGCCCCGUGAUGGUCCAUAAUAAAAAAGUUUACAUCUCUUACUUGAUGAAGACCUUGAUUUUGGGGAAAAGAUAUUAAAAGGCUGCCACUAAAAACUCUGAUUGGUGAGGAGUACAUACACUAAAGGACUGUAUUUCCAUGGAAGCUAUUCUGUGUACUAUGUUCACAUUCUGGGGCCACACCUCUCUCUUAAGAGUUUGUCAAGUCCCUUAUAGUUGGCACCUUAAGCAAAGCUUACUAAUUUUGCCAUUUCCCCGUGGGCCGUGAUAAUCUUUAUUAAUUCACAACUACACCAAAUUAUAUUGUUGUCUUUUAUUAUGCCACCAUACUAAGGCAGGUGUAACUUAAAGUUUGUUACUAUGAAAUACAAAAUGUUUUCCAGAAUUUAAAAUUUUAAUUUCAUUACAGAUUCUAUUAUUUUAAGUUUGUGAAUAAGAAGUUAGUAUUUGUAUACUUGGGUGUGACCAAGACAUUUCUAUAAUAAUAUUUUGAAAUAAGGUCUGACCUCUAUUUCCAUGGAAAAAAGCAUAAUGGUCUUUGUGAUCUACUUGCUUUUUAAAAAAGUUAAUAAGCUUUUUUUGAGCAAUUUUAGGUUUAUAGCAAACUUGAGUGGAAACCAGAGUUCCUGUGCACACUCUGCCCCAUCCCUGCCCAGUGUCCCCCGCGAUGGGCAUACCCCACAGGAGUGGGUACAUCUGUUACUGUGACGAGCCUACAGUGGCACAUCAUUACCACCAAAUUCCAUAUUUUACAUUAGGGUUCACUCCUGGUGUUCCAUUACCUUAAAAUUUUUCUGUGCUCUGCCUAUUCAUCCCUCCUCCCUAACUUUUGGCAACCAGUGAUCAUUUUACUGUCUCCUUAGCUUUGCUUUUUCCAGAAUGUCAUAUGGUUGGACUCAUACAGUAUGCAGUCUUUUUAGAUUGGCUGCUUUCAUGUAGUGAUAUGCAUUUAAGUUUCCUUCCUGUCUUUUCACGGCUUCAUAGUUCAUUUCUUUUUAGCGCUGAAUAAUAAUAUCCCAUUGUCUGGAGGUACUGGUCUGUUCAUUAUUUACUUUUUAGUUCUGAUUGCUAUUGUACAUUUUGUUAAUGUGCAUGUUCUCAAGAAAACUGGAUGGAUUAAUCCGUAUGAUGCAUCCACUGACACGUAGCAAUUUCUAAUCUGGCAUGAAUCUCACCUAUGUGGUAUUAGGCUUGAUUCACCUUUGAGGAGAAGAUUCAUGGAAAACAUUAUGUAAUUUCACAAUUGGCAUCUAAGCAGAGAAAGUUCUGAAGGCAAUGAGGAUACGAUCCCCAAAUUUAGCGACUCUGUGGUAUUCUCUGUUGUUGAGCACUGAUUUAAAUAUACAUUGAUAAAAAGUGCUAAUUACAUUAUUACUGAUUCAUGACAGAAAACCACCUUCUGUUACUAGUGUAUAUGACUUUACAUUUGCCACUGCUGCCAAGAGAAAGGAAGCUUCGUGAUUGUACCGUCAUAGUCAAUUGUGUAAAUUAGCUGCAAGUGGUACGUAAGCAUCUGGAUCAUGCAGGAGCUCUGCAUUAUGGAUAGAAGGAUGACCCAUGAAAAUGUAUAGGCUGAAUGGACAAGUGGUGAAUAAUGGAAUGAUAACACUGAUAAUCACACUGGGUGAAUGGGAAGACCUGACUGAUGAUCAAUAUCUAGGAAACAUUCUGACAUUUUCAUGUGCACUGACUGCCCUUUGCUUUGUAGCUGCAACAACCUGUGGAACCAGGCAUUGUUGUGGAGAUGAAAGUGGUUGCGGAAAGAAUAUUGGAUUAGAUUAAAAUUAACGAGGCCUAUGUUCUAUACCAAGUCUUCCCUUAAUGAGCUCUAAAAUGAAUGUCAAGUCACAAGUUCUCUAAGCCUUCAAUUUUGCAUCUGUCAGCCGGGAAUAGUAAUACUCUUUUUACUUGUUUUCACCACGUUGUGAUAAGAAUGAGAUUCAUUCAUUCCUUCAUUAAUAUCACAAACACUCAGAGUCCCCACUACAGACGAGGGCCACAGGCGUGAUCAGGUAAUAGAUGGAAAUACACUUUGCAGAGUUGAGAGGUUUUGAAGGCUGUGAGAUAUUUUCUUAUUUUUUAUUUUAAGGUUAAAUCAAUUCUUUUUUUAUGUUAAUAUAUCAAAGUAGUUGACACUUCUAGAUCUCUGCCAAUCAUCGAGCUAUAUUCAUAGAGUGUCAGUUAUUUGACUAAAAGUUACAGUCGGAACGGUCUUCAGCUGUUCUGCCUCUGAGAAGCUAGAAAUAAAGUAUUAGGCUCGAAUUCUUUUGUUCAGACACGCUGACCACAGAACAAAUUGCAAAUCCAUCUUUUCGGCAGGCUUGCCAAUCUUUGAGUUGAACACAGACCUUUCUUCUUUAGAACAAUUUAACUUUGAGUACAGGGAAAGUAUUAAGUUGGAUAGCAUUUUUUUUUUUUUCACAAAACGGAAUUUGAAUACAGUAUUUGGAAAGAUGCUUCCACCACCAAAAAAAGUCCUUCAAUCUACGUUAUUAUAUUUCUCUUGGAGAAUUAGACUUCUCCAGCUUUCCCCUCCCAAGUGACUUUCCUCACCCACAUAAUCAUUUUCUUCCUAAAUACCAUUUAUCAUCUCCCAGGGAAAAAAAAGUAAGGAUUUAAAAAAAAUUUUUUUCAAGGUACAUCCAAGAUUUCAUAGCAAUAUUUGGUGUUCACAGUGCAAGAUAAAUCUGACUCUCGAUUUUUUUUUUGGUCUUCAUAUGGCAUCCAAAACAGUUGUUCACAUUCACACAUUUAUGUUUCACCAUAUGCAUACUGUGUGCAACUCUGUUGUUUUAAAAUAUUUUAUUGGUUUUCCUUUAAAUCCCAACUUUUGAUGGGUGUCCUUGAAGAACUUGCAUGCAAAAAAAAGUAAAUGUGAAUGAUUCAUUCAUUUUGAACAUAUGUAACUAUUUUGGGAAGAUUUUACCCUACAUAGAGCACACUGUUCUCAGCAGGGAGUGUACUUUGUAUUUCUGUUCAACUCACAGCUGGAUGCUGGGGAUGUAUUAAUAUUGUUAGCCUGUACCUUUUCUAUCUUGUGUUUACUUCAAUUUGUUAUAUGGAAUUGAGGGUCCUGAAUUUUUGGUGGUUGUGAAUGGUGGUCAAGACUUUAUGGAUUUCGCUUGCGGGGACAAUUUAGCAUAACGUGGCUUAAAAUCUGGUCUUCCUUUAGAUUUCUAAGUCACAAGAAGGCUUCCGUGGGCAAAUUCAUUGUUCCAGGGCAGACUUGUUAGUGUACGGUAGGAGCUGCUCCAAACCUGUCCCAUCACUUCAUGGGCAUUUCUAGAUCUGACUGCUGUCAGAUUUUCUCCUCCAGAGUUUUCCAGCAGAGAAGCAAUCCCUGGGUGGUCCAGAAGUUCAAGAGAGAAACAAAAAGUAUUUUCUCCUCCAAGGGGUUGAACUCUCAUGUGAGAAACUCCUGAAAUCUUCAGAACAUUCCAUGUAGGUGUCCCUGUGUUCCUCACAGUGUGACUUACUGACUUACAGUGUCUUCUAUUUACGAAGCAUGAAUGUAUCUCCAGCCGUUACCAAAACAAACAGCCAUAGAAUGUAAUCAUCCACCCAUUUCUAAAAUUACUUCUAUUGAUGAAUAAUUAGUGUAUAGGAAGAGGUUUGGAAAUUUUUUUGUUAACCUUAAAAACUAGAAUACCUGUCUACCUUUUAUAAUGUUCAAGAUUUCGUAACAGUGGUUUUAAUGUAUGACCGCUGUACUGUUACAUCUUGUGUUCGAACUGGGCAAGCCAGGGAAAUUUUUAAUAAUGUCCGUACUCUCGGGAUAGAAACACCCUUGAAAAUAUGUUAGAAAAUAUAAAAUUGUUUACCUGUGCUAGAGAAUAGGUUUGUGAUUAGAAGAAUUACUGUUUCUCUUGUACAAAUAAUGCUUCAAGCAGAUGUUCUGUCUUCACAGUGAUGUUGGAAGCAUAUUUUAUGCAGCCUAAAAACUAUUUCUGUAUUAGAUAUUUAAAUGCAUGAGGAUACAUUCAAGUUGCUUUUUGUUUAAAGCAGAAACAUAGAAGAAGUAUUAGUCCCAGUUUGUACAAAAUGUCUGCUGCAACUGAACUCACGAUAGUUCAAAACUGAAAAUCAUUCUAAUUUUGUAAAACUGCUGCUACUGGUUUUAUCAAUAAAGUUUAAGCAGAUGGCU
Messenger RNA from Leptonychotes weddellii (Weddell seal), 13571 nucleotides. The record is from RefSeq and is a predicted model, not a curated record. Lineage: Eukaryota; Metazoa; Chordata; Mammalia; Carnivora; Phocidae.